Anolis carolinensis (green anole) is the source of this 3595-nucleotide messenger RNA. RefSeq names its product transmembrane anterior posterior transformation 1 (gene tapt1). Gene Ontology annotation, biological process: positive regulation of cilium assembly. Gene Ontology annotation, cellular component: ciliary basal body; endoplasmic reticulum membrane. The transcript has 15 exons. NCBI's taxonomy places the organism in Eukaryota, Metazoa, Chordata, Lepidosauria, Squamata, Anolidae. Bases 171 to 1970 code for a protein of 599 amino acids. The record is from RefSeq and is a predicted model, not a curated record.
UGGCCGCCAGGACGGCUCGCCGCUCCCGCGCGCUGGAGAGGUGGGCCCGGCUGGUGCGCUCCUUGUCGCGCGGCGAUGACGUACUCCGGGGGAGCGGCGGCAGCGUCUCCUCGCAGCGGCAGGAACAGGAGGAGCGCGGAGCGGAGUUUGUAGCAGUUGCGCGCGUGAAGAUGGCGGGCGUCGCCGACGCCCCGGGGAGCGGGGACGGAGGGCGGCGGGGCGGCCCGGAGGCCUCGCUGCUCUCGGCGGAGCCCAACCCGCCGAGGAGCAGCUUCGCUGACGGAGAGCCUCGCCCGCCGCAGCCCUCACCCGCACGCGCGGGCCCUCCUCCCGCCCCUGCCCCGACGCCCCCACUGCCGCCGGACCCCGGGCAGCCCCGCCGGACAGAGACGCUUGGCUUCUACGAGAGCGACCGGCACAAACCCCACCAGAAGCACCGCGGGCCCGCCUCAGAUCUUUCAUUGUUCAGAUUCAUCAAUGCAGAGCUAACAAGGGGUUACUUCCUUGAACACAAUGAAGCAAAGUAUACAGAACGGAGAGAAAGAGUGUACACAUGCAUGCGAAUACCAAGAGAACUAGAAAAGUUGAUGAUUUUUGGGAUCUUCUUGUGCCUGGAUGCUUUCCUUUAUGUGUUCACGCUCCUUCCAUUGAGAGUUUUUCUAGCAGUAUUCAGGUUCAUCACUUUGCCUUGUUACGGCUUGCGCUCUCACCGAGGCCUAAGAAUGAGUGAGAGGCGUUUGCUGCAGCCUGCUCAGGUCUGUGAUAUUUUCAAAGGAGUUAUACUUGUAAUCUGCUACUUCAUGAUGCACUAUGUUGACUAUUCCAUGAUGUACCACCUGAUAAGAGGACAGUCCGUCAUUAAACUCUACAUCAUCUAUAAUAUGCUUGAGGUAGCUGAUCGAUUGUUUUCCUCUUUUGGUCAAGAUAUCUUGGAUGCUCUUUAUUGGACUGCUACAGAACCAAAGGAGAGAAAAAGAGCACACAUAGGUGUGAUUCCCCAUUUCUUCAUGGCAGUGCUAUAUGUCUUCUUGCAUGCUAUCCUUAUAAUGGUCCAAGCAACAACACUCAAUGUAGCCUUCAAUUCCCACAAUAAGUCACUUCUAACUAUCAUGAUGUCUAACAACUUUGUUGAAAUAAAAGGAAGUGUCUUCAAGAAGUUUGAAAAGAACAAUCUAUUUCAGAUGUCAAACAGUGACAUCAAGGAGAGAUUUACCAACUAUGUACUGCUACUGAUAGUUUGUUUAAGGAACAUGGAACAGUUUUCUUGGAAUCCAGACCAUCUUUGGGUGCUGUUUCCAGAUGUUUGUAUGGUGAUUGCAUCAGAAAUUGCAGUGGACAUUGUGAAGCAUGCUUUUAUAACAAAAUUUAAUGAUAUCACUGCUGAUGUCUACAGUGAAUACAGAGCAAGCCUUGCAUUCGACCUUGUUAGCAGUCGACAGAAAAAUGCAUACACAGAUUAUAGUGACUCCGUUUCCAGAAGAAUGGGUUUUAUUCCGCUCCCACUGGCUGUUUUACUCAUCAGAGUGGUUACAAGUUCUGUAAAAGUACAGGGAGUCUUGGCUUAUGCCUGUGUUGUGCUCUUCUAUUGCGGGUUGAUAUCACUCAAAGUACUUAACAGCAUUGUGCUUUUGGGGAAAUCAUGCCAAUAUGUCAAAGAAGCAAACAUGGAAGAGAAGUUGUUUAACCCUCCUCCUACCGGCACCCCAGGCAAACCUCUUGGUAAACCACAGAGCAAGUACAAGUCCAGCCAAGAGGAAAAGUUGCCUUCUUCAGUGACCAGUCAACCUGUGCACCAAAAUGAAAGUGUAGUGCCACAACUUGUAACUAGCAACUCUGAUCAGUUUCUGACAACUCCUGAUGGAGAUGAGAAAGAUAUAACCCAGGACAAUUCAGAAUCAAAACACAGAUCUACAAAGAAGGAUUUGUUGGAGAUAGACAGGUUUACAAUAUGCGGAAACAGAAUUGACUAGACUUUUGUAAAUGAAUGUGCUUAAGAUACUGAACUGUUGGGACAGCAGAUGCUACCAAGAAUGACAGACGCCAAGUAGGUGUUUCAAUAUUUAUUUUAAACUUUAAGUUAUUAAUGGCAAGCCUUUCACAGUGAAUAACUUGGCUGGAUAAAGUGGUCAUGUUUCAGCUCUUUAACUUGGAUUUUUUUUUAAUGAUAGUUUUUUAGAGAGGUCUACAAUUUGACAGAGCUACGACAUCAGUUUCCUGGAAUGAAUGUGUGAAAUAUAUUUAAAUCCAUUUCUGCUGUAUCAGUCUGUGCUUCUGGAACAUAAUCUCUUUUCAUCGAAGUCCCUUCAUUAUAAGGAAAACUUUGGAUAAUCUUUGCAACCUUAAAAAGAAGCUUCCCCCCCCCCCCCCCCCCCCACACACACACACACUUUCAUAAGCAGCUGCAAAAGGAUUUCAAACUCUGCCAUGUCUUUUUCAAACUUUGAGUAGAAGUAAUAACAAGGGAUUAUUGACAUUGGAAGAUUUCAAAUAAUUUAAAUAAAUGAUUCUUUAAUGAUUAUUGCAUAAUAUCUUUUGUCUUAAAUACUGCAUCAUAGCCAGAAGUUGAUCACAAAACAAGAUAAUGGCACAUGAAUGAUAAAUAAGCAAAACCGUUUUUCCCUUUGCUUAGUUUUCUUUGUACAUGAAAUGUAGAAGUCUUGAGAUUUAUAAAUAUAAAGUGUACAUGCUUGUGGGGAGGAAGGGUCAUACCAACUUGUGGGAUUGCACUUUGGCACUUAAAAAUGUUUUAACUGCAAUGAAAUAGAGAGGGUGUGUUAUUUGUGUUGUUUUGUUGAAUCAAUUAAGAACAGUUUUUUAAAUGCUACAAAUUGGCAAAAAGCAAAUGAGAGCCUGAUUAUUGGUGUUGGAUGUUAAGCAGACAUUAGGUAGAAUGAUUGUACUCUUAGGAAGUGCUUGGGUUUUGAAGUAUAACAUAGUUUUACUUGAGGUGCGUAGGGCGUGAGAAACUGGCAAAGACUUCAGACAGGACUGGAGCAGGAAUCAGACAAGUGUUCUCCUGAAGGUGCUUUCUUGCUCUGCUUUAAACGUUAUUUAUGCUGAAAAUAAUCAGCAGAUCUUUGACAAUUCAUUUAUUGCCUUUACAGAGUGGCCAAGUAAAAAGUUAAUAAAUUAAGAAAUGGCAUUCAAAAUACAUGAUUGUCUCUCAAAGCUGCCGAUGCUACUGCCAAGAUAAAAAUGAGUGUACAGAAAUUAUGUCUUCACAAAGAAGCUUCAAACAUGGAAUUAAGUUAAACAGUGUAAGGAUUGAAGUUCUCAGAUCAAAAAGGGCCAUUUCUCUCCUCACCCCCAGCCCAUGGUUUCCUUUCCUUUCAGCUUGGUGAAGUGGCCAAAGUUGAAAAUGUUGAAAGCCAAAUUCCAGAUCUACAGAAAUGAUGAUUUCAGAUGGGCAUUCAUUUUUGGCAAAAUCUCAUUAAUUAAUAUUGAAUUCAAAAAUAUUGUUGAAUUUGUUGUAAUUUAAUUUUCAUUUAAUAGUUGCUCAAAAGAAGCUUGGAAUUAUUUUUCCCCUGUAAAAUGACAUUCUGUAUGGAUUUUAUAAGUGCAUCUUGUGUGAUAAUAAAAAAAAUCAAUUUUGUAA